Molecule: messenger RNA, 5504 nt
Organism: Ostrea edulis (European flat oyster)
Lineage: Eukaryota; Metazoa; Mollusca; Bivalvia; Ostreida; Ostreidae
Product: coiled-coil domain-containing protein 149-like
Exons: 12
Coding region: 97-2058 (653 amino acids)
Source: RefSeq, a predicted model, not a curated record
GUUUUACAAUACUAUGGUUAUAAUUUCAUUAUAAAGAAAGACCUCAACGAUGAUUGAAUCGAUUUCUGCUUCGUGGAGAAUAAAUUAGUCCACGAAAUGACGAGUUUUAGACUAACAGAAGAUGAUUUUAACAGGUUGGAGUCACGAUUUGACUCUUUGCGCAACGAGUAUAUGGUGUGCAAACGAAAACUGGAAAGCAAGUGCCAGGCGCUUCUGAUCCUGACGAAGGAGAUGGGACAAUGUCGAAGUGAGAGGGACCAGUUUAAACUGAUGGCUGAGCAGCUCCGUGAGAGAUACCAAGGUCUCAAAAAACAAUUACAUGGACAGAUUCCCAAACACUUGGAUGACAGCAAAGCAGCUCUCUAUAAGUUAGGGGAGGUUCCAAUGCAAGCUCUGCUGGUGGAAUCCAGGGAACAGAAUAAAUGUAUGCAGUUUGAAGUGGAAGACUUAAAGCAAAAAUUGCAGGACGCAAGAGGAGACAUCAAGUUACUAAGGGAACAGAUAGCUCGCCAGAGGGUCGGGACAACUGACGAGGGAAUUAACACCAGACAUUUCCCGGCCCAUGAAAGAGAGAGUCUUGUUAAACAGCUGGAAGAUUUCAGGGUACAGUACACACAACUCGAGAGGGAUCUUCAGCAGGUGCUUGAUGAGAAACAAGAACAAGAAACCGAGAGAGAUGCUUAUAAAACCAAGUACGAGAGGCUGAACCACGAACUGAACUACAUAUUAAAAGGAGACGAGCGGCGAGUGGUGGAUCUAGACGCACUUAUCAUGGAAAACAAGUAUCUCCAAGAGAGACUUAAACAAAUGGAAGAGGAAAAAUCUAUUGCCAUGGCAACUGUUUCUAAGUACAAAACACUUUUGGAGAGAAAGAAGACAAAGAGUGCCAUGAAACUUGGCCAGAGUCGAAGUGGGGGUCUCAUAAUCUCACAGAAACAGGUGCAACAGUUCUUAGAGGACAAGAAUGAAUGCUCUGUAACUCCCCAGACUGUGGCCGAUAUAAAAGCCUUAGCAGGUGCCCUGCUGGACACGGUCAAUGACAAAAAUCUAGCUCUCUCUCAUCAAAGGAAAACCAAUAAAAUUUUAGGUAACCGGAUAUCAGAACUGGAAAAGAAAAUAAAGACUUUAGAGGUUGCUGGACUUUGGAAUAUUUCCUCUGCCACUAAUCUAGAAAAACUGAAAGAAGAAUGUCAAGAAGUAAAGACUCUGAUUCCCCAGACGUCUCUGUCGAGCGAGGAUGGAGAAAUGUCGAGCAUGAAAGGACAAAGUCUGCCGGGAUCCAGUGAUAGUUCACUGAACAGCAGUCCCCAGCACACCAUCACCACCCCCAGUAGUGGCAGUCCCACACAUAGGGAAGAGGGAUGGGAUAAAUCUAGUCCCCUGGACUCUCUCUGUGGUAGUGAUAAACUUAGUCCCCGGGAAGGAAGCUCAGAGAUAUCAAGCUGUGAUACAAGUUCUAUGCCACAGAGUUUGGAGUCUUUCACCAGUAUUACUUCGCAUCAUGUGACUAGUGAUGUCACAGUUGAUGAGAUGUCUUCUCCAAUAUCUUUAGAAAAUAGUCCCAGGCACGCUUCACUGCAAUCAUCCUCAUCCGAAAACAGUCCCAGACACUCGUCUACUGAAUCUCCAAAUGGCAGAACUUAUCACAAUACAGGGUCACCCAUCCAUAACACCAAGAGUAAUUCAGAAACACUUGAUACUGGCGAUCUGGAUUUGAUCCCAGAGAAAGAAACUUCUACAAUGGUACCAAAACGAAAUCUGGAUAAGGCGCGUCUUCAAACAGGUGAAAAUGACGAGAUUUUAGCCGUGUCCACGAACAAGGAAGGACAACUCUGUCUGGAAAUGAAUGAUACAGAAGAACAAAUGAACCAACUGAUGGAGGUCAUGACCAACAAAAUGAUCAGUGUUAAUCAGAGGUCAAAGGUCAAGGACAGUGUGCCGGCAGAUGUGUAUUUACAGCCUGACUCCAACCAAGAAGAUGAGGAGGAUUCGUCCGGUCAGCCAUUGUUAAACUCUAACGAAGCACCACGAGAGGAUGACCUGAAUGUGGAGUGUUAGGAUUCUACUUAACAACGGGGACCUCGAGCAAGCACAAAACGUUAAGAUUCCUAAUCUACAUAACAACGGGGACUUCGAGCAAGCACAAAACGUUUGUAAUAGUAUCAGUAUGACGAAAGUUGUUUUACAGACACCGGUUUUGUGAACAUUGUUACAGACCUAGAUUUAGAAUUCUGACCCUGUAGGGAGUGAGUGUAGGUGGUUUGAUACAUGCAUCUUAAAAUAAUCAACAAAUGUGAUAGCAUUUCAAAUUCUGAAGAGGGUCAGUACUGUAGAAGUGUUAAUGUUUGAUGUUUCAAUAAUUGCUCUCUUGACAAUCGUAGUGAGGAAUUUAUUGAUUUUUAUCUAUAUGUUAACAGUAUGUGUAAUAUACAUUGUAUAGUCUUUCUUUCCUCUCAUUACUCCACUCCAAUGAUUUAUCUUUUAUAAUGCAUUUCAGUUUGGUUGUGAAAUCCACUUUUUUGAUCUCGGAGACGAGCUUACAUGUUUAAUUGCUGGUGGAAUAUUUACCUGGGAUGUUUUACGGUCCUGAGUUGUUUAAUUGUUGGUGGAAUAUUUACCUGGGAUGUUUUACAGUCCUGAGUUGUUUUCUUGCAGUGUUGAAUGUUGAAGUGAUACAGUGAUUAGAACCAGUCUAUUUAUUUUGUUCCCUUUUCAUAAAUACAUAUAUUCCUUCUUCAUCUGUCUCAAUCUGUCUUUGUUAUUCUCACUUUUUUUUUUUUUUUUUGUGUUUUAACUAGUCAUGGGGCUUUUAAAACUUAAUUAAUUCACUAUGGUUGACCCACCUUUACAAAGAUUUAUGGCCCUUUGAAUAAAAUUCAUUUUACACACAUGCUUAAGGUAUUGAUAUAAAACUUAUGACAUAGUGGUCUUGUGAUUUGCUUUUAUGGACACAGCACUUUUUGUUAUAGUUUACAAGAGUUAUAGCCCUUUGCAUAAAAUUCAUUUUCUGCACUUGGUUUUCAUUAUUAUACUUUAUUGAUGUAAACUUGAUGUGUAGCUCUGUAGUAAAUAAGUGUUACUCUUUUCAUGUUAUAGUAAUCAAGAGUUACUCUUGUCAUGGUCUAGUAAACAGGAGUUACUCUUGUCAUGGUCUAGUAAACAGGAGUUACUCUUGUCAUGGUCUAGUAAACAGGAGUUACUCUUGUCAUGGUCUAGUAAACAAGUGUUACUCUUGUCAUGGUCUAGUAAACAGGAGUUACUCUUGUCAUGGUUUACCCAUCAUCUUUACUAGAUAAUUGUGUGUGUGUGUAAAUAAUGGGUUGCUACUUGAGCAGUACAGGAUUUCUGGUUAUACUGAGAUGUCACAGAAUUGUAUGAUACAGGAGUGACCACCUGUCCAGUAACCUCAGGUGUUGUCUGGACUCUGCUGUCUGGACCCUAAUGUAUGGAUUCUGUUGUCUGGACUCUGCUGUCUGGACCCUAAUGUCUGGAUUCUGCUGUCUGGACCCUGAUGUCUGGAUUCUGUUGUCUGGACUCUGCUGUCUGGAUUCUGUUGUCUGGACUCUGCUGUCUGGACUCUAUUGUCUGGACUCUGCUGUCUGGACCCUACCCUCAGGAGUCCUCAGUGUGUGGAUUGUCUGUGUAAACUCCUUGUCUGGGGCAUAACUCUGUGAUUGUGUAGACAAAAUGGGCUGACUUUCAAACAAAGUUAUACAGAAUAAUUUUAAAUUGCAGAGUAUAGGAUUUUUUAUGAAAUGCUUGCUGAGGCCUUAAAUUUUCUGUACAGUAGUUCAUCUAUAGAUAUCUAAUUCUCAGGUGUGUAAUAAUUCACAAGCAAGGUCAUAUUGAAAUUUCAAGGUCAUCACAGGGAUUAAAGUUGUUAUUAGAGUUUGGUAAUUGUAGAACAGUAAAAAUGCAGCUGUAGUAUGUUGUAUGUAAGUAUAUAUACACAUGUAAAUUCCACAUGUAAGUAUUUAUUAAUUCCAUAGAUAAGUAUUAAUUCCAUAUCAGUAUAAUUCCAUUUGUUCAUGUAUUUAUAGAUUCCAUAAGUACAUGUAUUAAGUUUUUGAAUUCCAUGUUACUUAUCAGUUCUAUAUGAAAAUGUUCCACAUAUUAGUUUAAUACUACAAGACAUUUUAUCUUUGUGAUUUGAUGGAUCUGAAAUUUUGGACUGUUUACAUAUUGCUUGCAUACAUGUAUAAUAUUUGAGUUCUAACAUAUUUCAUGUAUCUUUUAAGCUUUACACAACAUAAAUCAGUUCUUUUAAUGUGCUUGUUCACAUGAUAGAUCUAAUAUUGUAAACUGUCAAAGCUAUGAUAGAUCUAAUAUUGUAAACUGUCAAAGCUAUGAUAGAUCUAAUAUUGUAAACUGUCAAAGCUAUAAUAGAUCUAAUAUUGUAAACUGUCAAAGCUAUGAUAGAUCAUAUAUUGUAAACUGUCAAAGCUAUGAUAGAUCUAAUAUUGUAAACUGAUUUUUCUAUAUGUAUAUACCAGAAUGUGUUGUAUUGAUAAUCUGUCUUAGAUAUCUCGAUUUUGGUUUUGUGCUCAGAGGUUUUUGAUGUAUUCUAUUAGAUCUGUAAAUUUCUGUCUGUCUAUGAGUGUUUUGAUGUUUAUUGUGUGCUAUACAAUUGAUUAUGCAUCCUUCAUUAGGUAGAUUUUGAUUAUAAUGACAAAGUGAGGAGGGGUUUUUAUACUAGAAUCUCAGGCUGUCUGUCUGUCCGUCUGUAGAAGGAUUGGUUUCUCUUAUUUACCUGGAGUUACCCUACUUCACACACACUUGCCAUGAUCCAAGAAUUCUAUUGAUUUCUGGGUCAAAUGGUCUUAGGUCAAGCACACCGGACGCUGAUAUAGGGAAUGGUUUCCAGCCUUGGGUUAUUUUUCUUCUUACCUGGAGUCAGCGUACUUCACACAUACAAUUUACUUCACACGUGGAAUUUCUAUGGAAUGAAGAUUAUCCUUAUAGAUUUUUGGAGUCAGAGGUCAAAUGCACUGAACACAGAUGAAGAAGAAACUGUUUCUCUACCUCGAAGUGAUUUCCAUUUUCACUUGAAAUCACUAAACUUCACACACAGAAUCGUCAUAAGAUGAGAAAAUCUGCCAUUGACUUCAGGGUCACAAGGUCAGAAGUCAAUCAAACUAGACUGAGAUGGGAAAGAUGGGUCUUUGGGUCACAAGUGGGUUCCAGUUUUACCUGGGUUCACAAUACGCAACUGACAAUGAAGGAUAAUACAUUUUAACAAUCUACUACUUUGAUCUCUGUCCCGAUUCAUUUGUACUCUGCGGGGGGCAUAUCAGUCCAAAGGGACUGUUUGGGGUUGUGGUAUCCUGCAGAAGUAAAGCUGUUGAGUAGUACAUGUGUUAUAUAAUGGCCUCUAGAAUUGUUUAUCAUGCAUGCAGGGUGUUACAUUUGUAGAUCGAUAGUGAUUAUAUUUACCAUAUGUUGAGUUUUUAUUGUUAAUACAUAUAUCAAAAUGUUUUCCUAUUAAAUUCUGUUGAAAGACAUAA